AUGGCGACUCUCAGCCUCGCAGAUCUUGUCCUUUCGACAUUUUCCAAGGGACUAGAUGUAUUUGCUCACAUCUUGGCCAGGGCAAAGGAGGACGCCGAAGAGCGAGGCAUUGACGUCGAGUCGCUCGUAGAGGCGCGAAUUGUAGAGGACCAGAACCCUCUGUCGUUUCAAGUACACUUUGCGAGCCAAGUCGUACGGAAUAAUCUAGGUCGCCUGGCCGGCGAGGAGGCGACACCGCUAGAGAGCGAGCUCAAAACUUUUGCCGAUUUGCAAAAGCAUAUUCAGGAUACCAUUGAAAUAUUAAAGUCCUUCAACGCGGAAAAGGCCAAGGGAAGAGAGGGAACAGAGGUCAACAUUCGAUUCCGGAGCCAGGAACACGCAAUUACCCUGCAGGAAAUGGAGCUGAAUCACGCAUUGCCCAACCUAUUCUUCCACCUCACAACUGCUUACUCGAUUCUGAGGGUAAAGGGUGUUCCAUUGGGAAAGAAGGACUACCUUGGCGGCUUCCUGGGCAAAUGA
Molecule: messenger RNA, 519 nt
Organism: Pestalotiopsis fici W106-1
Lineage: Eukaryota; Fungi; Ascomycota; Sordariomycetes; Amphisphaeriales; Sporocadaceae
Exons: 2
Coding region: 1-519 (172 amino acids)
Source: RefSeq, a predicted model, not a curated record